CCCUCCAUCGCCUUUUCUCAUUCUCACAAACCCUUCAUCAGAUCAACACAUCAUUUCUCUUUCCUUCUCCCUUUACACCACAAAAAAAGAGCACCAAAUACAUAUAUAUAAACAAAAAUGGCUUCUUUGAAACCAUCUUUGAUUCUUUUCUUUGCGUGCUCUCUCUUCGUUCAAGCCACUCUUGGGGAGAUAAUUUGUGAGGAAUUACCCACAAAUGUUUGUGCAUUUUCUAUUGCGUCUUCUGGAAAGAGAUGUCUGUUGGAAAACUCGGCUACUAGCGAGGGGAAGGUGGAGUACCAAUGCAAGACGUCGGACGUGAUGGUGGCGAAGAUGGCCGAGUACAUAGAGACCGACCAGUGCGUCGGAGGUUGCGGUGUAAAUAGGAACCCCGUCGGAUUCUCGUCGGUGAGCCCUGCUACCAGUGAAAGCCUUGUUGCUGAUGCGCCUGAGUCUUCACCUGCACUGCCACCGGCUUCUCUGUAAUUUCAAUCGUUUUCUCCAUGUACGCAUAAUACAUAGUAAUUUGUUGGUUCGUUUUCCCGUGUU
Molecule: messenger RNA, 546 nt
Organism: Ipomoea nil (Japanese morning glory)
Lineage: Eukaryota; Viridiplantae; Streptophyta; Magnoliopsida; Solanales; Convolvulaceae
Exons: 2
Coding region: 118-483 (121 amino acids)
Source: RefSeq, a predicted model, not a curated record